AUGGUUAGUGCAAUAAAGGCAGCCAUUGGAGAUGCAGUGUUGACUUUCGCAUGGGUCUUCUUCUCUUCCAUGUUGGGAUUGAUCACUAGCGCCAUAACCAAAGCACUUGAUCUUCAAUAUGUGUCUUACAAUGGUUUUGAUUAUCCUUCUGUUAUGAUUACCACUUCCCUCAUUUUCGUCUUGGUCUUCAUCUUCACCAUCAUUGGCAAUGCAUUGGGUGGUGCUAGCUUCAACCCCACCGGCAAUGCUUCCUUCUAUGCAGCUGGUCUUGGCUCAGAUACCCUUUUCUCUAUGGCUCUCCGUUUCCCUGCUCAGGCAUUAGGUGCAGUGGGUGGUGCUCUGGCAAUUAUGGAGGUUAUGCCACCAAAAUACAGGCACAUGAUUGGAGGGCCUUCUUUAAAGGUUGACUUGCAUACUGGAGCUGUUGCAGAAGGGGUUCUAACAUUUGUAAUCAGUUUUGUUGUUCUCUUCAUCAUGCUCAGGGGUCCUCGGAGUGAGUUUGUGAAGACUUGGUUGAUGGCCAUGUCAACCGUAGCUUUGAUCAUUGCCGGUUCUGCUUACACGGGACCAUCCAUGAAUCCUGCCUUUGCUUUUGGUUGGGCAUACUUAGACAACUGGCACAACACAUGGGACCAAUUCUAUGUUUACUGGAUUGCCCCCUUCAUUGGAGCAAUACUGGCUGCUUGGUUUUUCCGUAUUGUCUUUCCACCAAGAGUAGUAAAACAGAAGAAAGCCUGA
Gastrolobium bilobum is the source of this 738-nucleotide messenger RNA. RefSeq names its product aquaporin SIP1-2-like. The record is from RefSeq and is a predicted model, not a curated record. Gene Ontology annotation, cellular component: membrane. NCBI's taxonomy places the organism in Eukaryota, Viridiplantae, Streptophyta, Magnoliopsida, Fabales, Fabaceae. The transcript is spliced from 3 exons. Gene Ontology annotation, molecular function: water channel activity. The coding region runs from base 1 to 738 and encodes 245 amino acids. Gene Ontology annotation, biological process: transmembrane transport.